AUGGCACACCCACGAUCGUUAAUAGCUCCUCUGAGCAGGCUCACUACAAGCUCAAUCGCCGUAUCGAGACCACAAGUCCAGCGCUUCGCCCCAGUACCGUACCAGUCGAUACGAUGCGCAACCACCAAAGCACAGCCGAAGAAAAAGAAGAAGGCGCGGAACACAUUUCUGCAAUAUGACUUGAAGAGGGCAGAUCAAUUCUCACUCGUCGACGCAAUGCAAUAUAUCCGCGCCUUUGAAGUAGGCCGCAACCCGUCUUCCUCCAAAUACGAACUACACGUUCGGUUACGCACACUCAAAAACGGUCCUGUAGUACGAAACCGCUUACGGCUUCCUCACCCUGUCAAGACCGAUAUACGGAUCUGUGUCAUCGCCGCCCCCGACUCCAAAGCCGCCGCUGAAGCCAGGGCUGCUGGUGCUGCGCUGGUAGGAGAGGACGAAAUAUUCAACCAGAUCAAGGAAGGCAAGAUCGACUUUGACAGAUGUGUGUGUCACAUUGAUAGUCUCCAAAAGAUGAACAAAGCGGGGCUAGGAAGAGUGUUAGGUCCCAAGGGUCUGAUGCCCAGCACAAAGGCAGGAACGGUUGUCACGCAGGUGGGCACCAGUGUCCGGAAUAUGGUUGGUGGUAGCGAGUACAGAGAACGUCUGGGCGUCAUUCGCAUGGCAGUUGGCCAGUUAGGCUUCACACCGGAAGAGAUGCAAAGAAAUGUCAAGGCAUUCAUGGAUGCGCUAAAGAAGGACAUGGCGCAGAUGAGUGAUCGCAUCAACAAGGAGAUCCACGAGGUGGUUCUCAGCUCGACGAACUCACCUGGCUUCUCAUUGAGUGGAGACUUCAGAGGGCCCGAGUCCAUAUCGCCAAAGGAGUUGAGUGGACCUCUGUAA
Alternaria postmessia is the source of this 882-nucleotide messenger RNA. RefSeq lists its product as uncharacterized. Lineage: Eukaryota; Fungi; Ascomycota; Dothideomycetes; Pleosporales; Pleosporaceae. The record is from RefSeq and is a predicted model, not a curated record. The transcript is spliced from 2 exons. The coding region runs from base 1 to 882 and encodes 293 amino acids.